GCCGAGCGCUCUACCAGUAAUAAACACUUACACCACCUGACAUCAUUGAAUCCGUAUUUCCUUAAACAACGUUCUAAGAACUAUUAACCCCUCAGCAGGUCUCUGGCGAUAUUGAUUGUAACUGAUGGCUCGCUCUGCCAUAUCCAAGAUGACUUGGGAUAAACAUCUCCUACGGUCCGUGCAGAACGCACCUCCUGCGAGUCUGCCAGUCUUCAUCUAUGGCACUGCAUGGAAGAAAGACCGAACGGCAGACUUAGUGUACCAGGCUCUCAGCGCUGGCUUCCGCGCCGUAGACACUGCAGCUCAGCCAAAGCAUUACCGGGAAGACUUGGUAGGAGAGGGUAUACGCAAGGCUAUCCGGGACGGCAUGGUUCGACGGGAGGAUCUCUAUAUUCAAACCAAAUUUACAUCGGUCCAUGGGCAGGAUCCCGAUGAUAUGCCCUAUGAUCCCAACACCUCCGUGACGGAGCAAGUCCAUGCCUCUAUCCAGUUAUCUCUAGAGCAUCUUCGUGAAUCAGAUUCCCUGGACAGCGUCAACGACGCACAUAUCGAUAUGCUCAUUCUUCAUUCCCCACUUCCGACAAUGUCCCAAACGUUGGAGGCGUGGUCCACGUUUGAGACCUAUGUCCCCCAUCGAAUCCGCAACCUAGGCAUAUCCAAUUGUACCUUGCCUUUGCUUCGGGAACUAUCCUCACUGGUCAAAGUGAAACCGGCGGUUGUCCAGAAUCGCUUCUAUGUGGGCACGCAGUUCGACGUCCCGUUGCGCUCAUAUUGCCGUGACACACACAUCAUUUACCAGAGCUUCUGGACCCUGACAGCAAAUCCAGAAUUAGUUCAAUCGGAUGUAGUCCAAUCGCUAGCAAGUCGUGCAGAGAUCAGUCCUGCCGCAGCCCUGUAUUGCCUCGUUUUAAGCCUAGGAAACACCACAUUGUUGAACGGGACGAGAAACAGAAGCCGCAUGGAAGCAGAUUUGGCUGCUCUUGAGAAAAUAGAGAGAUUCUCUCAGGGGCAUCCGGACACGUGGCAAAUGGUACACGAGAACUUCCAACAAUUGAUUGGAGAUCAUGUUGCGCUCUAAUGAAGUAGUGUUCUCUUCUGUAAGUGCAAAACUUACAUUAGGGUUGCGCUCGUUGUCACACUGUCGAUGCGCAUCUAAGUUCAAACGGUGAUCCAUGGAAUCUAGUGGAAAUUCAAUGAAGCAUCUAGAGCGGACAAAGAUUGCUGUGCAUGAAGUUUUUGCACCAAAAUAAGAACGAUGCCACUGUAGGGAAAUGAAAGCUGAUUGGCGGUUUGCCUGAAGGUGGAUCGGUGGGCAUUCCGCGUUAACUAAAGCGCGUGUACUAGAGUAGUAGGCAUUUAGGAAAUCAGGGAAAUUGAAACGGUCAGCUUCAGAGCGAGAAGAAAUUAUUCACAUCCCAUAGCCCCGGUAGAGAG
Molecule: messenger RNA, 1434 nt
Organism: Aspergillus alliaceus
Lineage: Eukaryota; Fungi; Ascomycota; Eurotiomycetes; Eurotiales; Aspergillaceae
Product: putative aldo-keto reductase (AKR)
Exons: 2
Coding region: 125-1078 (317 amino acids)
Cellular component (GO): cytosol
Molecular function (GO): aldose reductase (NADPH) activity
Source: RefSeq, a predicted model, not a curated record